Molecule: messenger RNA, 2088 nt
Organism: Paramecium sonneborni
Lineage: Eukaryota; Ciliophora; Oligohymenophorea; Peniculida; Parameciidae
Source: the annotation of a GenBank genome assembly
AUGAAAAAAGACCGUCAAUCAUUGCUUUCAAAUGAACCUUUUAAAAUAGGAGAUAUUCCAUAUAAAACCUAUUUAGUGUUAAGACAGCUUCAACUAGAUGAACCUGAAAAACCUUAACUAGUUCAUUAGCUCAACGAACAUACUGUAUAAGCUAAGGAUUAAUAGUAUUAAUUUAAUGGAGUCUUUGUUAACAAGAACUCUAAUGAAGACAUAUACAAAGCAGUAUUUAGGGAUUUAAUUUCACAUUUCUUAGCUGGAGAAUCUCAUAUGAUAUAGAUUUUAGGAGAACGACAUUCUGGUAAAGCUACUUUAGCUAUUGGGAAUAUGAGAAAUCCAGGACUUGUGUUGCUUAUAAUGUAGGAGAUCUUUAAUUUUAUUGAAGAGAAAUUUCUUGAGAAUAACAUCACUAUUAAAAUGAGUGCAUUUGAGUUUGAUGAAACUGGUUUCAAAGAUUUAUUAGUUCUAGAUUCCUAACCUUUUAUGCCAGUCUUCUAGAAUGGAUAAAAUUAAUUACUUGGCAUUCCAGAAGUUAUCAUUGAUAAUUAUCUAUUGGGAAUGAAAAUAUUAAGAAUUGCUAUGGUCAAUCUUAUUAAUAAAGAAUAAAACAUUCUUAGUUAAAAAUUUGUAGAUAGACACAAAAGAACUAAUUUAAUUAUUGAAUUAAAAGCUGAAAUUAGUCCUAAUGAUGAUAUCAAAGAGUAAGUCAUCAUUUCUAAACUUAAAAUUGUUAAAUUUAGUGGAACUUUUGAAUUUGGAUAAAUCUAUAAAACAAUGGCUGAUCUAACUACAAAAAGAAGAAAACAUGUUGAUGUUCCAUUCAAAAGUGUAGAAUUAUUAGAUUAUUUUCGAGAUUAUUUAUUAAACUAAAAAUAGACUGUUUUUGUUUGCAUUAAUAGUGAUAGUGUUGAAACUGUUAAAUUAGGUUCACUUAUUGGAUAAAUAAUGAAUAAAUCUCAAUUCUUGACUUUCUCUAUUUAUUAACAAAAUGCAUAAUUAAAAGAUAUAAUGAGUAAUCAAUAUGAAUCAUUAAAUUUGUUUCAUAAAGAGUUUAGCCAAUAUAAUGAGAGUAAAAAGGAGAGAGGUAAAAUAAUCUUUAGUAUUUUAAUUGGAAUGGCGAGUUUGUAUAGGAAGAUGUUAAAGUUAUUUGAUUAGGCUAGUGAGAUUAAGUAUAAGUUAAAUUGUUUAUAUUCAUAAGUAAUUAGUUUUCAUUGUUCCAAAUAUAAUAAUAUAAUUAAUACAGAAGAUUGUAAAGAGUUUUAUUUGGCUAAAAUUUAAUUAUAUGCAAUUGAAUAGGUGUAAACGGUGGAAUUGACAUGUUAAUAAUUAGCAAUAGAAUUAUUAAAUGAUUUAUUUGUUAAGAAUUAGCAAUUGAUAAAAUUGAGAAAGGAGAUGAUUUAAUUUGGAAAAUAAUUUAAUAAAUAUUAAUAAUUAUCUUAAUAUGAUUUACAAAGACUUAAUAAUACUCAUUAAUUAGUAACAAAAUUAUUGAUUAUUUUUGAAUAGCGUUUGGGUUAUAACAUACUAAAUUAAAUAGAUUAAAAAUAUUAUUAAAUGUUUGACAAUGUAUUGGACAUAGCAUAAUUAUACAAGGAAGAUGUUUAGAUAUAAAGUCAAGAUGUUUAGAAUUAAACACAAACUUAAACAAUAAAAAAAUAGACAUAGAUGAAUACUACUAAAUUUUUUAAACCUACUUUACCUAGUAAAAAAGAACCUCCUUAAAGAUAAAGAUUUACUGAUGUUGUUUAAUAAUUGUUUAAUGAUGAAAAUACAAAGGAAUAUUAUUCAGCUAAAUCAGUAUUUGGAUUGACAAAAAUAAAUGAUUAACCUUAAAUGAGAUAGACAGUAAAAUCUGAAUUAUUUGAUAAAUUGUAAUCUAGAUAAACAAAUAAUAUAAAGGCAAUAGUUUUAGAGGAAUAGAAAUAUAGGUAUUAUAUAAAUUAAAAAUGUUUAAGAUUUUUCAGAUCAACGGGAGUAGGAUUUAUAAAGAAUUCUUAUAGAAAUGGAAAUUUAAGAGCUUAGUCAUAGAUGUUACCAAGAAUAGUUUAAUUUGAGAGUGUUGAACAAACUAAUUAGAAUUAAUAAUUUUGA